CUCUUCCUCCUACACUCCUGCCUCUGCAGAGGAAACAGCGACCUCCAAGAGGACCUGACAUUGGUGAAGACUGAGCUUGCACUCUGCCUCUGCCAGAGCAGGGCAGCAGACAGAAAUGGGACAAACCUUGUCAUUUCUCUCGGUGUGGCCAUCCCUCUGGAGAUCUUGCAGUUUGGAGCCCAAGGGAACACUGGCUGGCAGCUGGUGGAGGCCCUAGGUUACACUGACCACAACCGAACAGUGAGAGACUUCUUGAACACUGUUUAUGACACACUACCCAACUCCAGCCAGGGCACCAAGAAGGGGCUGGCCUGCACCCUAUUUGCGCAAACAGAGAUGCCACUCUCUCCCUGCUUUGUGGAGCAGGUCUCCUGGUGGGCCAACUGCAGCCUGGAGCCAGCCAACCUCAGUGAGUCCAAUAGUAGAACCAUCCAGGCAAAGGGGUGGGCCUCCAGGCAGAGGUCAGUUGGUGCAGCCAUGACGAGCCUGGAGUGUGGGACCAAGCUUCUGGGGUUCAAAUCCAAGGUUUCUAUCUUGAGCAACUGGGUGGAUGAUGGCUUUGCCACUAAUGAUACAUGGCUUUGGACAACUGCUCCAAGCCUUGGUGCCCCCAUUUGUAAAAUUGGGAAUAACAAUAGAAUUGGUGGAGAAGUUGGGCCAAAGCAGUGCAGCAUUGCUCAGCUGGUGCCUGUAAGCACGUCUUUCCAAAGCGCUUGGUGGCAGAGAGCCCCCUCCACAGACACUCAGCUCCUGCCUUUCACCUGUGCACAGGGCCACGUCCCCCAGGUCUCUAUGAUGUACCAAAUGGCUGCGGUCGACUAUGGUGAGUUCCUUCCCAUUCAGGACCCUGUGGGCCAUCAGGUGGGAAUGCUGGGGCUGCCUUACCUGGGAAGUGCAGGGAGUCUACUCCUGGUGCUGCCAUGUGACACAGACACCCCACUGAGCCACACUGAGGCACACCUCACAGCCAGCAUUAUCCACGUCUGGACCUCUCGUCUGAGGAGAGCCAGGAUGGAAGUGUUCCUGCCCAGAUUUAGGGUCCAAAAUCAUGUCAACUUAACAAAUAUUUUAAUUUUUUAGGGAGUCACCGAUCUUUUUGAUCCACUCAAAGCUAACUUGAAAGGAAUUUCAGGCCAAGAUGGCUUUGUUUUUGAAGUGAUCCACAAAGCCAAGAUUGAGGUUUGAGAGGAAGGCAAGGCAUCUGCAGCCACAGUGCUAUUGCUACUAAAAAGGUCUCAGAUCCCUAUUUUUAAAGCAAAUCGGCCAUACAUCUUUUUCCUGAACACAACACUGGCAGGGUUUAUCUUCAGUAUUAGGAGAGUUUCAAAUCCCCUAGACUAAAAAAAUUAACAGAUCUCAAACAUGUUCUCCACUUUCAUCUAUGCUUUUCUUCAUAAAAAGUUACAAUUUCAUUACCCUAUACCCUUGAAAUGUAAAAACUGUUCUACUAAAGUGUAAAAAGAUAAGGGUAUGUAAUUUUCAAAUGUUAUGAACCUAAAAAUACUUCAAUUUUACUAUAAUUUUAUAAAUUUAUUUCACCCACUUAAUCUAAAUGCAUUUUUCUUUUUCUACUGGCUACCCCAAAGCACUACAAGGCACAGCAGUGAUAUAUGAAUGGUGAGUCAGGUCAUAGGGUCGUGUCCUCAGUAUGGACAUGAGGCCACUUUACUGAAGGUGGACAAUGAAUAGUGUUUGUUUUUCCUUGUCCCAGGUAAACGGGGGGUAAUGCAAAAUGAGCCAAGUCAUCCUAAUGUGUUUCCUUUUCAUUUAGCUUCAAAUAAAAUGGAGAGUUUAUGUAUGAGAAUA
Myotis daubentonii (Daubenton's bat) is the source of this 1806-nucleotide messenger RNA. It is a transcript of the gene SERPINE3, whose product is annotated as serpin family E member 3. The record is from RefSeq and is a predicted model, not a curated record. Gene Ontology annotation, molecular function: serine-type endopeptidase inhibitor activity. Gene Ontology annotation, biological process: negative regulation of endopeptidase activity. Lineage: Eukaryota; Metazoa; Chordata; Mammalia; Chiroptera; Vespertilionidae.